AUGGCACCCUAUGAGGAUUUAUACGGGAGACGAUGUCGAUCACCCAUCAGUUGGUUUGAGGCUGGUGAGGCAAAGGUAUUAGGCCCAGACUUGGUAAAGGCAGCACUGGACACGGUUAAACUAAUUAAGCAGAGAUUAUUAGCAGCCCAGAGUAGGCAAAAGGCUUAUGCUAAUAAGAGACAUCGAGAGUUGGAGUUUUCAGUAGGAGAUCACGUAUUCUUACGAGUAUCACCCAUGAAAGGCGUUUUGAGAUGUGGGAAGAAGGGGAAAUUGAUCCCGAGAUACAUUGGACCAUACGAGAUCCUUGAGAAAAUAGGCGCAGUUGCUUAUCGUUUAGCACUCCCACCAGAAUUGUCGACCGUACAUUCAGUAUUUCAUGUAUCUACGUUACGAAAGUAUAUACCAGACCCAUCCCAUGUACUCAAAGCGUCCAAUAUUCAGUUAGAUGAGAAUUUAACCUAUGAAGAGGAACCAGUGGUUAUAAUCGACAGAAAAAUAAGAAAGCUGCGGUCGAAAGAGAUCGCGACAGUGAAAGUGGUAUGGAAAAAUCAUAGUAGUGAAGAGGCGACAUGGGAAGAUGAUGAAAUGAUGGGAGCCAAUUCGUUGGAUUAUUUUACUGGGUAUUGA
This is a messenger RNA of Lycium barbarum (goji berry), 627 nucleotides long. RefSeq lists its product as uncharacterized. The coding region runs from base 1 to 627 and encodes 208 amino acids. Lineage: Eukaryota; Viridiplantae; Streptophyta; Magnoliopsida; Solanales; Solanaceae. The transcript is spliced from 2 exons. The record is from RefSeq and is a predicted model, not a curated record.